AUGGAAAUUGUAAAGGUUUUUGUGGUAGAGGAUGAUCAGCUCUACGCCAAAGCAACCAAGCAUCACCUCUCACUCAAUCCGGAUAAUGAAGUGGAGGUGUUUGCCAAUGGUAAAGAAUGCCUUCACAAUUUGUACAAAAAUCCCCAUCUUGUAUUCUUAGAUUAUUCUUUGCCCGAUAUGAGCGGCAUUGAUGUAUUGCGAAAAAUAAAGCAAUCGCAGCCGGAGCUUCCUGUAAUAAUUGUUAGCGGCCAGGAAGACAUUGACACGGUAGUAACCUUGCUAAAGGAGGGCGCCUAUGAUUAUAUCGUAAAAGACAGCAAUGAGAAAGAGCGCAUGUGGAAAGCGGUGAACAACAUUCGGGAGAAUACCCGCCUGCGGCAUGAGCUAGACAUCCUUCGCCAGGAGGUAACCCUCAAAUACGAUUUCUCAAACAUUAAGGGCAAUAGCGGUUCGCUGCAACGAGUUUUCAAGCUCAUGGAAAAGGCCGCGGGUACGAAUAUAACGGUAUCUAUCACGGGUGAAACGGGAACCGGCAAGGAAUUGGUGGCAAAGGGCGCUUUUACCGGUGCCAUCAACAGGCGCAUCGGGAAGUUUGAGGAACGGAAAAAGCUUUUGAAAGAGGGGGUGCUUGAAUUGAUUCUGCAUGAUGAGAGCAUGCAAACCAUUCCUGAAAAAAUUGACUUUUACCGGGGCAUGCUUAAGAGCCGGCUUUCCACGGCUCGCAAGAAACUGAAGAAGGACUAUAAAAUUCCGCUGGGCAAAAGAAUUUUUGACAUUGUGGUGGCCAGUCUCAUUUUGCUGGCGGUUUCUCCAAUACUUAUCAUUACCAUAAUAGCCAUUAAGCUUGAGUCAAAAGGCAAGUUCUAUUACAUCUCUAAGCGCGUGGGAACGGGCUUUCACGUAUUUGACUUUUACAAGCUAAGGAGUAUGUAUUCAGAUGCCGAUAAGCGCAUUAAAGAGCUGGCCCACCUCAAUCAAUACAAGCAGGAGGAGGAAAACGAAGACGCCAAAAAUGACCUGGAUGCGCUAGAGAAGAAGUUUCGCAGAAAACGCGAUUCUUCACCAACGUUAAUUUAUAAAGAUGGCACCCCCAUGAGUGAAGAAGCUUACAAUGAAUUGAAGCGGAAACAACAGGUGGGUACUUUCGUGAAGUUUAAAGACGAUCCGAGGGUUACCAAAGUGGGGCAGUUUAUUCGCAAAACCAGUAUUGAUGAGCUGCCGCAGCUUAUAAAUGUGCUCAAAGGCGAUAUGUCAAUUGUGGGUAACCGGCCCUUGCCCUUGUAUGAAGCCGAGCAAUUAACCUCAGACGAUUGGGGGGAACGAUUUUUGGCGCCUGCCGGCAUAACCGGUUUGUGGCAGGUAGAAAAGCGAGGAAAGGGCGAAAUGAGCGAAGAAGAGCGCAAAGCGCUUGACAAUGAAUACGCCAAAAAUUUUAGUCUCUGGAACGAUAUUAAGCUCAUCCUGAAAACUGUACCGGCUUUACUUCAAAAAGAGAAUGUAUGA
Molecule: messenger RNA, 1503 nt
Organism: Symbiodinium sp. CCMP2456
Lineage: Eukaryota; Dinophyceae; Suessiales; Symbiodiniaceae
Source: the annotation of a GenBank genome assembly